Molecule: messenger RNA, 2464 nt
Organism: Vigna radiata var. radiata (mung bean)
Lineage: Eukaryota; Viridiplantae; Streptophyta; Magnoliopsida; Fabales; Fabaceae
Product: arginine-glutamic acid dipeptide repeats protein
Exons: 13
Coding region: 125-2218 (697 amino acids)
Biological process (GO): regulation of telomere maintenance
Cellular component (GO): nucleus
Source: RefSeq, a predicted model, not a curated record
AUAAAUUGUGAGUUUUACUGAAGGGUGGGUCUCUGGUUUUUCACAUUGGCGGAGAAGAGAAGGGAAGGAAGCAUCAGAUUAAAUCUUCUUCUUCUUCUUCCAAAGAACAGUGUUGCAGUUAGCAAUGGAUCAUCGACAAUGGCGUCCCACUCCUCCACCCAAUAUCUGCCCCACUUGCUCCCUCUCCCACUUCCCCUUCUGCCCCGCUCCGCCUCCCUCACCCUAUCACCAUCCCCACCAAACCCCUCUUUCUUACGCCCCCGCCAACCCUAAUUUCCAGAAUUUCAAGAGACCCCGAAUCCACGACAACAACACCCACCCUGUCAAUUUCUCCGACGACCAGCGCAGGUUACAGCUCAUUCGCGAUCACGGAACCAACCCCUCUCUCCCCCACACUCACGCUCCACACCAAUCACAACACACUCAAAACGCCUUCCAUCCACACGACGCCGUUCCCUCGAACCAUCCUCACAAUGCCCAAUUCAGAUCCUCCCCGCAUCCCUUGCACCCUUAUCCAGACCCCUCGCAACGUUUUCUCGACGUUUCCCCCGCCCCUUACCAUCACUCUCACGCUCCUCACGUUGGCAUGCAGCCACCACCGCCUCAUGUUAAUUUCCCGUCUCACGAAGGGAACCACCACAAUCAACACAGGUUGAAUGGAAGCGUUGGUCAGUAUCCUUACCCGUACCCUGCGGGUAACUACAGCAACGGUUCUUGUGAUAAUAACAUGGAAGCUUCUAGGUUUCUCAGGGGUCACCCUCAGCCUCCUCUUCCUUCUUCGCCGCCGCCACCUCUUCCUAUGGAACCAUCCAUGAAUCAAUUUAAAACGUACUUUUCACCGCCCAAGAAACCGGCUUCUCUUUUUCCCGUUCAGUUGAGCUCAUCCCCUUCGUCGUAUUCGCAAGUUCCCGAACCACAUUCUUUACCUCAACCCUAUCACCCCACAGGUUUUCCUUCCGAGGAACCGUCGAAGCAGUACUUGGGAGAUUCCCAGCCUUUUUCAUUAAACCAGUUUUCUGCUGACAGACCUAAAUUUAUUGAUGCUUCACAUUUAUUUCGGCAUCCUCAUCGGGCUUCGCGACCUGAUCAUUUUGUGAUAAUCUUUCGGGGCCUCCCAGGUAGUGGUAAGAGUUAUCUAGCAAAGAUGCUGCGUGAUCUUGAGGUUGAAAAUGGCGGUGAUGCACCUCGAAUUCAUUCUAUGGACGAUUAUUUUAUGACAGAGGUUGAAAAGGUUGAGGAUAGUGAGGCAUCAAAAUCUUCAAGUUCAGGCAGAAACAAGAAGCCUGUGACAAAGAAGGUCAUGGAGUAUUGUUAUGAACCUGAAAUGGAGGAGGCUUAUCGGUCAAGCAUGUUGAAAGCUUUCAAGAAAACUGUUGAGGAAGGAGUUUUCACCUUAAUUAUUGUGGAUGACCGCAAUCUGCGGGUAGCUGAUUUUGCUCAAUUUUGGGCAACUGCAAAGAGAUCGGGCUAUGAAGUUUAUAUUUUAGAAGCUACGUACAAGGACCCAGUGGGUUGUGCUGCUAGGAAUGUCCAUGGAUUUACUCAGGAAGACAUAGAAAAGAUGUCUAAGCAAUGGGAAGAAGCUCCAUCCUUGUAUCUGCAGCUUGAUGUAAAGUCCUUAUUUCAUGGAGAUGAUCUAAAGGAAAGCAGGAUACAGGAGGUUGACAUGGAUAUGGAAGAUGAUAUGGGAGAUGUAUUACCUCCAGUUCAAGGAAGAGAAGCUGAGAAAGUUGUUGACCCUGCUGUUGGGGAAGAUGCGAGUUUCCUGGAAAAAGCUGGUAAAAAGUGGGAUGCUGAAGGGGAACAUCCAACAGAAGUCAGGGAGUUGGGUAAAAGCAAAUGGUCAGAAGAUUUCAGUGAAGAUGACAUUGGUCAAACGGAAGGUAUGAAGGGCAAUAUUAAUGCUCUGUCUGGGUUAAUUCAUCAAUAUGGCAAGGAACGAAAAUCUGUACAUUGGGGUGAUCAGGGUGGCAAGACAGGAUUUUCAAUAGGGGCUGCCAGGAAGGUAAAUGCUUUGUCUAUAGUGAUCGGACCUGGUGCUGGAUACAACCUGAAAUCUAAUCCAUUACCCGAAGAAGAUAGUCCAAGCCGUAAUAGUGUGGAAUCAAAAAAGCAUAGUAUAUUUCAAGAACGAAUCCGGGCAGAACGAGAAUCCUUCAAAGCUGUCUUUGAUAGGAGACGACACAGGAUUGGCGGACUUGACGUGGAGGAAGACUAAAAAAGAGAGCGACAGCAAUGCAAAAUGCUUUCAAAAAGUGUGCACUGGAUAAAUUAGUUCCAGGAUUUGAACCCGUCACAAGACAGACAGUUCUUACUUUCCUGAUGUAAUCAAAACAGACGGGUUAAUCUCAUACUUUCAAUUGUUAGAGUAGUUUAAGUGACAGAACAGAGGAGAAUUUUUGUGAAAUGAUGUAAAUUUUAUCCAAGGAUAAUAUAUAUAUAUACACCGGAUGUAUUAAGCUCA